Hippopotamus amphibius kiboko is the source of this 1701-nucleotide messenger RNA. It is a transcript of the gene IER5L, whose product is annotated as immediate early response 5 like. The record is from RefSeq and is a predicted model, not a curated record. The coding region runs from base 280 to 1524 and encodes 414 amino acids. The transcript has a single exon. NCBI's taxonomy places the organism in Eukaryota, Metazoa, Chordata, Mammalia, Artiodactyla, Hippopotamidae.
UUGGCUCAUCCGGUGUGGGGCGGGGCCCGGACGCCCGGCUAAAUAGCUGGGGCCGGGGCUGGCCGAGGCUCAUUGCUUUGGCGCCGUCUGGGGAGCACGAGCCCGCGGGUGGCGCGCAGCGCAUGGUGGCGGCUCCUCUCGGAGCGCAGCCGACCCGCUGACCCGGGCUCCGUGUCCCCUGCCCAGCGCGUCCCGGAGGCCGGCUGGAGGCCGAAACAGCAGCAGCAUUAGCAGCAGCAGCGGCCGCGGCUGCUUCGCCGCCGCCGUCUCCGCGGGAGCAUGGAGUGCGCCCUGGACGCCCAGAGCCUGAUCAGCAUCUCCCUGCGCAAGAUCCACAGCUCCCGGACCCAGCGCGGCGGCAUCAAGCUGCACAAGAACCUCCUGGUGUCCUACGUGCUCCGCAACGCGCGCCAGCUCUACCUGAGCGAGCGCUACGCCGAGCUCUACCGGCGCCAGCAGCAGCAGCAGCAGCAGCAGCAGCAGCCGCAGCAGCAGCAGCAGCCGCCCCACCACCAGCACCAGCACCUCGCAUACGCGGCGCCGGGCAUGCCGGCCAGCGCGGCCGACUUCGGCCCGCUCCAACUUGGCGGCGGCGGGGACGCGGAGGCGCGCGAACCGGUCGCCCGGCACCAGCUGCACCAGCUCCACCAGCUCCACCAGCUGCACCUCCAACAGCAGCUGCACCAGCACCAGCACCCGGCGCCCAGGGGCUGCGCGGCGGCGGCGGCGGCGGCGGCCGGGGCGCCCGCGGGCGGCGCGGGGGCGCUCUCGGAGCUGCCCGGGUGCGCCGCGCUUCAGCCGCCUCACGGCGCGCCCCACCGCGGGCAGCCCUUGGAGCCGCUGCAGCCGGGUCCUGCGCCGCUGCCGCCGCCCGCGCCCGCCGCGCUCUGCCCGCGGGACCCUCGCGCCUCGACCGCCUGCUCCGCGCCCUCCGCGCCCCCAGGGGCCGCCCCUCAGGCGGCUACCGCCGCCUCCCUGCCCGCCUCCCCGGCCCCCGCCUCCUCCUCCGGCUUCUACCGGGGCGCGUACCCGGCCCCCUCGGACUUCGGCGUGCACUGCAGCAGCCAGACCACCGUGCUGGACCUGGACACUCACGUGGUGACCACGGUGGAGAACGGCUACUUGCACCAGGACUGCUGCGCCUCCGCCCACUGCCCCUGCUGUGGCCAGGGCGCCCCGGGACCCGGCCUGGCGUCGGCCGCCGGCUGCAAGCGCAAGUAUUACCCUGGCCAAGAGGAGGAGGACGACGACGACGAGGACGCGGGCGACCUGGGGGCCGAGCCCCCCGGGGGCGUCCCGUUCGCCCCCUGCAAGCGCGCCCGCUUCGAGGACUUCUGCCCGGACGCGUCCCCGGACGCGUCCAACAUCUCAAACUUGAUCUCCAUCUUUGGCUCGGGCUUCUCCGGGCUGGUGAGCCGACAGCCGGACUCCUCCGAGCAGCCGCCGCCGCUCAACGGGCAGCUGUGCGCCAAGCAGGCGCUCGCCAGCCUCGGCGCCUGGACUCGAGCCAUUGUCGCCUUCUAGGGACCCCCGAGGGCACGGGGCCCCGGGGCCCCGCGGGGCUGGGGCCAGACAAAGACUCGGCCAAGGGGCGAGAAGAGGGAACGAACGGGCGCCCGGCCACUCGGGGCUGCGCUGGGGGCGAGCAGAGGGAGAUGGCUGAUGUUUUAUAAAUUGUAAAAUAAAAAAAAAGAAAUCUAA